AUGGCCGCAUCAUCGUCAUCAUCCAUGGCUCUCUCUUCUCCAACCUUGGCUGGCAAGCAAGUCAAGCUGAACCCAUCAAGCCAAGAAUUGGGAGCUGCAAGGUUCACCAUGAGGAAGUCUGCUACCACCAAGAAAGUAGCCUCCUCUGGAAGCCCAUGGUACGGACCAGACCGUGUUAAGUACUUAGGCCCAUUCUCUGGUGAGUCCCCGUCCUACUUGACUGGAGAAUUCCCAGGUGACUACGGUUGGGACACUGCUGGACUCUCUGCUGACCCAGAGACAUUUUCCAAGAACCGUGAGCUUGAGAGCUUUUUGUCCCGUAACGGCGUUAAAUUCGGUGAAGCAGUGUGGUUCAAGGCAGGAUCUCAAAUCUUUAGUGAAGGUGGACUUGACUACUUAGGCAACCCAAGCUUGGUCCAUGCUCAAAGCAUCCUAGCCAUAUGGGCUACUCAAGUUAUCUUGAUGGGAGCUGUUGAAGGCUACCGUAUUGCCGGUGGCCCUCUUGGUGAGGUUGUUGACCCACUUUACCCAGGUGGCAGUUUUGAUCCAUUGGGCUUAGCUGAAGACCCAGAAGCUUUUGCAGAAUUGAAGGUGAAGGAACUCAAAAACGGUAGAUUAGCUAUGUUCUCUAUGUUUGGAUUCUUUGUUCAAGCUAUUGUAACUGGAAAGGGACCUUUGGAGAAUCUCGCCGAUCAUCUUGCGGACCCAGUUAACAACAAUGCAUGGUCAUAUGCCACCAACUUUGUUCCUGGAAAGUGA
This is a messenger RNA of Vicia faba (fava bean), 759 nucleotides long. NCBI's taxonomy places the organism in Eukaryota, Viridiplantae, Streptophyta, Magnoliopsida, Fabales, Fabaceae. The record is from the annotation of a GenBank genome assembly.